AAUUUUUUUACUAAUACUACCCACGUAUAAAUUAUACUUUUAAAAGAAUGGCAUCAAUCAGAUUACCACCACUUCCAACAAUUAGUGAUAUUAUAAAACUUUACCGUCUCUCUGCUAUUAAACAAUUGUCACAGAACUUUUUAAUGGAUGAAAGAUUAACAGAUAAAAUUAUAAAAUAUACGGGUAAAAUAUAUGAUUCUCAAGUUUUAGAAGUAGGUCCUGGGCCUGGUACCAUCACAAGAUCAAUUAUAAAAAAAUUUCCAAAACAACUUGUAGUUGUAGAAAAGGAUAAAAGAUUCAAACCUAAUUUAGAUAUGCUUAAAGAUGCAGUCACCACAAGUAAUGGCAAUAUGAAAAUCAUUUAUAAUGAUAUAAUGGAUGUUGAUACAAAAACUGUAUUCAAUGAUGCAAAGAAAAGAAAUUGGGAAGACGAAACUCCUAAUAUUUUUCUUGUUGGUAAUUUACCUUUCAAUGUUUCAACUGCACUUAUUAUAAAAUAUUUACAUGAAAUAUCAGAAAAAAGUGGAAUGUGGUCUAAUGGUAGAGUUCAAAUGACCUUAACAUUUCAAAAAGAAGUAGCAGAACGUUUAGUUGCUGAAGUAUCACAGAAUCAAAGAUGUAGAUUAUCAGUUAUAGCACAAGCAUUUACAGUUCCAAAAUUAAGAUUUAUUAUACCUGGUGGAGCGUUUGUACCAAAGCCCCAGGUUGAUGUUGGAGUGGUUUCAUUUAUUCCUUUAAAAAUACCACGUACAAAUCAUAAUUUUAAUUUUUUUGAAAAAAUUAAUCGUCAUUUAUUUAGUUUUCGCCAAAAACAUUGUAUUAAAUGUGCUGGAACACUGUUUCCUCCGGAUUGCCGAGAUCAUUUAUCAAAGGUAAUGUUUAAAUUAGCUGAUGUAGAUCCAAAAACUCCAGCAUUCAAUCUAACAGUAGAAGAUAUUAAUAGAUUAGCAAGUGCGUACAAGUAUCUUUGCAUAAAGCAUCAAAAGUUAAUAACCUAUGAUUAUCGAGCAUGUCGAAAAAUCCUAUCAAAAAAAUUAACAAAAUUAGUAAGUGUUACCAAUCACAUGGAAGAUGGUAAAAUGUUCUAAAAAUA
Messenger RNA from Ceratosolen solmsi marchali, 1093 nucleotides. RefSeq names its product mitochondrial transcription factor B1 (gene mtTFB1). Gene Ontology annotation, cellular component: mitochondrial matrix. Gene Ontology annotation, molecular function: mitochondrial transcription factor activity; rRNA (adenine-N6,N6-)-dimethyltransferase activity. Gene Ontology annotation, biological process: transcription initiation at mitochondrial promoter; rRNA methylation. Lineage: Eukaryota; Metazoa; Arthropoda; Insecta; Hymenoptera; Agaonidae. The coding region runs from base 48 to 1088 and encodes 346 amino acids. The record is from RefSeq and is a predicted model, not a curated record. The transcript is spliced from 3 exons.